Messenger RNA from Penicillium canescens, 1548 nucleotides. RefSeq names its product cytochrome P450. NCBI's taxonomy places the organism in Eukaryota, Fungi, Ascomycota, Eurotiomycetes, Eurotiales, Aspergillaceae. The transcript is spliced from 4 exons. The record is from RefSeq and is a predicted model, not a curated record. Gene Ontology annotation, molecular function: monooxygenase activity; oxidoreductase activity, acting on paired donors, with incorporation or reduction of molecular oxygen; heme binding. The coding region runs from base 1 to 1548 and encodes 515 amino acids.
AUGUUUUUUGAUUCUGUGGUUGUGGGUUUUGGCUGGCACUAUGCCCUAACCGACCUGUCUGGCUGGAACAUGUUGUCCGCUUUUCUUCUGUUGUUGUUGGCUUACAAUGUCGGUUGCAUCGUCUACAACCUGUACAUCCACCCUCUGUCUCGCUACCCCGGACCCAAGCUUGCUGCCAUCACUCCUCUUGUUCACCUUCUCUGGGAUAUCCAGGGUAAGCAGCACACGACUAUGAAGGCCCUGCAUGACCAGUAUGGAGAUGUGGUCCGCAUCGCCCCGAAUGCCCUAGUCUACCGCGCCGCCCCAGCCUGGAAAGACAUCUACGGCCACCGCAAGAAGGGACACAAAAUCUUCCUCAAGGACCCGGCUUUGUAUGCACCCACUCCGAAUGGAGUCGAUGCAAUCAUCACAGCAAAUGAGGAGGAUCACUCCCGGAUGCGCCGUUUGCUAACCCACGCCUUCUCGAACAAAGCCCUGCGCGAACAGGAGGAAUUCCUCCAGAAAUACGCCGACAUGUUCAUCGAGAAGCUGCAGGAAAUCAUGGGCAGUUCUGUCUCGCAAGAUCUCGACAUCACUCGCUGGUUCAACUUUACCACCUUUGAUCUAAUUGGCGAUCUUGCAUUCGGCGAGCCCUUCGGCUGUCUCGACAACACUAAGUACCACUGGUGGGUACUGGUAAUUUUGGACGCCGUCAAGGCCAGUGCCUAUCUGAAAUUCUUUUGGUUCUACCCUUUCCUCGUCCCUCUGGUAAAAUUCCUGGUCCCAAAGCACCUCCUCGAAAAGCGCCAAGCCAGCUUCGACCUGAGCGUUGAGAAAGUCCGUCGUCGGCUCGCUCGUGGAACCACCAGGCCUGAUUUCACCUCAUACAUCCUCAAGCAUUCCACUGAUGGAAAGGGUGUAUCCCCGGAGGAGAUGGAUGCUAAUGCGGCUGUCUUCGUUCUCGCUGGUAGCGAGACCACUGCUGCUCUGUUGUCUGGCUGUACUUAUUAUCUCCUUCGCAACCGUGAUAAGUACGAGCGACUUCUGCGCGAGAUCCGUGGUGCCUUCAGCUCCCUGUCCGAGAUCCAGCUGACUUCUCUUGUUGACUUGCCCUACUUAAAUGCCGUCCUGACCGAGACCAUGCGCGUUUACCCUCCCAUCCCGUCUAUGUUACCACGUAUUGUGCCCGAGGGUGGAGCUUUCAUUAAUGACAAAUACGUCCCUGAAAAUGUCUCCGUAUCAAUUUCGCUAUUCUCAGCCUUCAACGCAGCUUCCCACUUCAAGAACGCCGAGUCUUUUAUCCCAGAACGCUGGCUCGCUGAGUUCAAAUGCUUCGAAAACGACAACAGGGACGCCUUUCAGCCCUACUCAUACGGACCCCGGAACUGCCUUGGUCAACACCUCGCCAACGCCGAAAUGCGCCUGCUCAUGGCCAAAUUUCUCUGGACUUUCGACAUGGAAUUGCUCCCCGAUUCCAUCAACUGGACCGAGCAGCAGUCCUUCGCUCUCUGGAAGCGUCCCGCCCUCAACAUCAAGCUCUACCGCGCUGGUGCCGCCAUUGCGCUGUGA